Hirundo rustica (Barn swallow) is the source of this 5400-nucleotide messenger RNA. RefSeq names its product mediator of RNA polymerase II transcription subunit 30. NCBI's taxonomy places the organism in Eukaryota, Metazoa, Chordata, Aves, Passeriformes, Hirundinidae. The record is from RefSeq and is a predicted model, not a curated record. Gene Ontology annotation, biological process: positive regulation of DNA-templated transcription. The transcript has 5 exons. The coding region runs from base 128 to 667 and encodes 179 amino acids. Gene Ontology annotation, cellular component: mediator complex. Gene Ontology annotation, molecular function: transcription coregulator activity.
UGUGACGGCGCCGGGCGCCGGGAAGUGCUUCCGCCCGCGCGUGUCCGGGGGCACCGUGGGCCACCGGGAGUGCCCCGGGAGUGCGGCGGGGACACCCUUGCCUGGUGUGACCGGUCAAGGCCAGGAGAUGUCGACCCCCCCUCUGGCCGGGGCGGGGAUGCCGCCGGGCGCUUUCUCCGGGACGCAGGCUCAGGCUGCCAGGGAGGUGAACACGGCUUCCCUCUGCCGCAUCGGCCAGGAGACCGUGCAGGACAUUGUGUUUCGAACCAUGGAAAUCUUCCAGUUGCUAAGGAACAUGCAGUUACCAAAUGGUGUUACUUAUCAUACUGCAACAUAUCAAGACAGACUGGCAAAGCUGCAGGAACAUCUCCGUCAGCUAUCAAUACUCUUCAGAAAACUGAGAUUAGUCUACGAUAAAUGUAAUGAAAACUGUGCUGGGCUCGAUCCUGUUCCCAUAGAACAACUUAUUCCAUAUGUUGAAGAAGAUGGUUCCAAGCAUGAUGAUCGUGGUGCUGCAAGUCAGCUUCGUUUUGCUAGUGAAGAGAGAAGGGAAAUCAUGGAAGUAAAUAAGAAACUGAAACAGAAAAAUCAGCAGCUGAAGCAGAUCAUGGAUCAGUUACGAAAUCUUAUUUGGGACAUAAAUGCCAUGUUGGCAAUGAGGAACUGAACAAGGAAAAUCAAACUUUGUAACCGAAGAAGAUACAAAUCUGUUUGGAUAUACUUCACUUCCUUCUAAGAAGUAGUAACGUGUUUUUCCACCAUUAUAUUGCAGAAAUGUUUGAAAAGUCUUCAAGAUUAAAAUGUUGAGUCAUUUUCUAGUAAUGUAAAUGGUGUUGCGUUCAUUUUUAUAGAAAAUUCAUCCUAUAAGUUUUACCUGUGUGAUUCUGUUGUACAGCCUCAGUAAUUUACAGUAGUAGUUUGGAUUGCUAUGCAGAUUGGGGGUUUUAUAAAUAGUUUCUGGAUUUUCUUUAUAAUACAAUAAAAAAUUAUAAAAACAUAUGUUUAUAUGCCAUUCUGCAGUGUAAAUAGCCUUAUGGAGAGGAAAAAUUGCAAGACAGAAAAGUUGCUUCAGUAAGCUAGAGGGCUGAAAUCAGCAAUCAGAUACUGCAAUUCAAUCUGCAGUAUUUUAUAUAUUAUCUGCAGUGCAGAGCAGAGCAGGACAAACCCCUCCCUUGCCUGGCUGGUUUCCCCCCCACGACAGGGUUGGCCCUCCUGGCUGCCAGGGCUCUGCUGGCUCAUGUUCAAUUUGCCACUGACCAGGACCCCCAGGUCCUUUUCCACAGUGUUUCUCUCCAGCCUCUCAUUCCCUAGUCUAUACACACAGCCAGGGCUGCCCCAUCCCAGCUGCAGAAUCCAGCACUUGCCCUUGUUAAACUUCACACUGUUGGUGAUUGCCCAGCCCUUUAAUUUAUGGAGGUCUCUCUGCAGGGCCUUUCUGACCCCACGGGAGUCGACAGUUCCUCCCAAUUCAGUCAAAUCAACAAACUUACAUGGUUUUCCUUCCAAUCCUAUAUUGAAGAGCACAGGGCCAAGGAUGGAGCCCUGCAGAACCCCACUAGUGACAGUCACCAGUCUGAUGUGCCUCAUUCACUGUAACACUUUGUGCCCAAUCUGUCAGCCAGUUGCUUACCUGUCAUGUAACUCAGUUAUCCAGCUGUGCUGGGCAUUUUGUGAAAGAAGAGAGAAGGCUUCUGUGAGAGACAGUACCCAAAAGUUUUGCUGGAGUCCAGAAAGAUUACAUCUGCUUUCAGCUUUCCUAGAUCAGCUAGGUGGGUUUCCCUGUUGUAGAAGGAAAUCCGGUUCAGCAUGCUGGACUUCCCCCUCAUGAAGCUGCACUGGCUCUGAACAACUGUGACUGGUGUUGUAUUUCUGUAGCAUUAAGUAUGGUUGGAAUACUUUGGUUUUUUGUACCAGAAUGCACUGAAUAAAGACCUCAUUAAUCUUUUCUCUAUGAUUAUCAGUCCUAGUAAACUUUGGAGUAUAUGAGCAGUUAAUUAUUUUUAGUUAAUUGUAAACCUUCAUCUUUCAUUGUUCUAACUUUGUUACUCCUCACAAUUUUUGUUUGCCCUGAAAAUAAUCUUGAAAAUUGUUAUCCACAGAUGCUGCCAGUGUACUAUGUGUCUCUCCAGAUGAAAAAAUAUAUAAAACAGCUGCAGUAUAAAUCCAUAGGGCACUUUACUCUUAGUAUUUGUCAGGUUGAAAACUAACCAUCCUCACGAUUUACUUCUUGUGUAUCACUUUUAGCUCUAAUUCCAUGCCCAGUCAGACUCCAUAGUAGUUUUUUGUGAAAGACAGAACCUCCUGAAGCAUCCAGUUAAAUGGUAUCCUUUUAAAAGCUACCUUUUUUCAGUAUGAUGGUUUGAUACUGAAUGCUUAGUGAUUUGAGAUUCAUGGAUUUUGAAAUGCUAUGCUGAUUUUCAUAGAGUUGUAGGAUGGUUUGUGUUGGAAGGGACCCUGAAGACCAUCUUGUUCCAGUGCCUCUGCCACAGACAGGAUUGCUCAAAGCCCUCUCUAGCCUCACCUUGAACACUGCCUUGGAUGGGACAUCCGCAGCUUUGCUUGGCAACCUGUUCCAGUGUCUCACCACCCUCACAGGUGUUUUGUUGUUCUAUCAGUCUCUUUAAUUCUGUUUUUUAAUAAUUUCAACCCAUUUGUCUACUCCUUGAGGUAAAAAUCAUUGGUAACAGAUCCGAUCACACCUGGUUAACAAUAUGUGACUUUUCCAUGAAAAUAGGUACAAUUUGGUUGUCUUUUGUUUCUGUUUUUAAAGGUUGUAAAUAUUUACAGAUGAAUGGAUGUCCAAUCUUAUAGUUUAAAACAAAGUGUUAGAAAAUGUUGAUUUUGGUUAGUUUACCCGGUGGUGAAAGUGGUCUGUAUGUAUGACAAUACCUAGAUGGGAGUAGGUGUCAGAACACCUUACAAAUAAAAUCUCUCUCUUUUCUCCCAUGUCGCAAAUGCAGUAAAUAUCUUAGUCUGUGGCAAAGGCCUAAGCAGAAAUAUUUGUUCCCUGUUUAGAUUCACCACUAUGGCAGAUUUGCUGGUCAGAAAUAAUGGUUUUUUCUGCAGCUCUGAGAGUCAUAACUAUUCCGUAUGCAAAGCUUUUGAAAAGAGAUGACUGCAAGUAGAGAUUUUACUUUGUUGUUGGUUUAAAAUGCAAAUGCAUUUUUCUCUUUGCAAGCUGUAGUGGCAGCUUUCUGUUUAGUGCAUGCUUAAGCAUGCAAGCAGCCUAGAAGUAUUUGAAGUGGAUUUUGAAAUGGCACCAUCGUCUUAAUUAUGAGUGUUAAAUUCUCUGUUUGGCAUAUUUUUGUUCUAUUUUUAGAACAGUUAUGAGAAAUGGAACUGGACUGUACUGCUCAUAUAGCAUCUAGGUCUUUUUACUUAAUGUGUUUAAAGUUUGGUGACUUUUUUAUUAUGCACAAACAGUACAGAAGUAACCUAAAAUGUGACUAAGAAUGCAGCUAUUGCAAGUAGAUGUCUGGGUGAUAAAAUAUUCAGCUUUCUCUGUGCAGCUGCUAGCAGUAGCCAAGGCCUGUACUACAGUUUUUCAUCUGGGAGAGAGGAGAAACACUUCAAACCACAACCAGAAUAGAUGGGCAGUAGCUAAAUUGCAAAGUGCAGAAAUAGACAGAAUUGUAAAUUAUCACAGUAAAUGCAGUCAAAGCAGGACUGUGCAAGGUGUUGGACCAAAACCAUACACUUUGACUUACACAAAUGAAAAGCAAGGGUAGUAAACAUAAUUCAAAUGCUAUCGGAUCUGUGAAUAAGUAUAAGAUUUGGCCAAAAAGAUGACGGUUUUAAGAAAAGUGGCAAUUCCUCAGCUGUGAAACACUUGAAUGAAUUACUGGGCACCAACAUGUGUUGAAAUUUAAUAUUUUAUUAAUGCUAACUGAACUUUAACUGCUGGUUAAUGAAGUGGCACCAGAUGAAGUCUUUACAAAUACCAGUAAAGCAAUACAAACACAGAUGUUUCAGUGUUUGGUUUAUGUAUCAUUGACUAUUAUGUCAUUAUAUAUAUCACUGAAAUUAUCUUCAUGCUUCUGGCGUUCCCCUGCUUUCCUCACCAGGCUGGUGGCUCUCAGAAUUGCUGCCUGCAACAGUGCUGGACUUGCUGUCCCUCCUGAACACACAGAGCUCUGACUGGCUCUGGAAAUGCCUCCACUUUGAGCAUCGUUUUCAUGUGACUGGUAAUAAGUAUAGCUGCUUACUAAUGGUUGGACUCAAUGAACAUAAAAGUCUUUUCCAACUUAAAUUAUUAUAUGAUUCUGUGGCUAUUUUUAUGCUUUUGAUAAGGCAGAAGCUGAAUAAACAUGCUGACACUUCUAAAAGCAAAUACCAGGACAUAGGAUCAUUAUAUUUUUGGAAUAUAAAAUAUUUGAGGGGUUUGGAUUUCUUGGGGCUUUGUUUUGCCCAGAUAGGGCUUGGGAGAUAGAGCUAUGAUGUAGAAACUUUAAAGCAUAUUUGUGGGAAUGGUCCUAGUUAACACACACUCUAAAAAUACAACCAUUAAUCCAACACCUUUGUAGACAAAAUAACGGAUAUUGAAUGUGAGUUCAGUGUCACAGCACAGAAGAUGCCUGCUAGGCAGUAUCCAAAGGUCCAAGGUUUUUCUUAGAAGAAGACAAAAGUUCAUAGCAGAUCUAUGCCUUGCUCAGGAGAGGUGCAAGGAGCUUAGCUUUCCUCGUCUCCAUAGAGGCAGCAAGACCAAAUCCAUGACCGUUCUUGUCCCACAAAGAAAAACACUGCUCUGAUUGUAGUAUUUCUUUCUGAUGGAGAAGAAAAACUUGUGCACAAAUGCUACUCAAAUUAAUUACUAAAGAAUGGAUUUAGAGGGAGGAGAAUAAGGGUUCUGGUCAUUGGAACCAAGAUUUCAUCAGUGUGCAGGAUGGCUGUGCAAGCCAAAAACACUUCAGCUGAAGGGUAGCUGACUACUGCUGUGGAAAACAGUAAGCUCCAGAUGUAGGUUUAAAGAACUGAACUUGGAAAAAAAAAAACCACUUUUGAAAAAAUAUGCAAUGACACCCAAAGACACUAUGAGUCAGCUGGGGUUGACAGAGGAUGGAUUAGUUUAAUUGCUUCAUGCUAGCAGAGGAAAUGGGGGAUUAUAAAGGAACUUAAAAAUACAUCAGUGCAAAAAUAUUUGGGGAAGGAAGUGAGUAGUUUUCUCAUUCUUCUUAUGUUGUAGUAAUGAAGACUGAUGUGGUAGAGCAUCAAGGCUUUAAAAGGGAAGGGGAUUUUCCUGACUUGGAAGGUUAUUCCAUAUGUGAAAGGAACAAGCUGACUGAUAUGUAUUGCAGUUUAUUAAUUAAAGUGACAGAAAAUAUGUACUAAUGCCAGCUUUUAUUUAAUAAAAUGUAAUGGAUAAAUGGAAUGUAAGAGCUAAGUAAAUACAAUAUAGUGAAA